UUUGUUUUUGUUAAAAUGGAUAAAAAGUACAAUGGAAGUCAUGGCCUGCCAACGGACUCUGAAAUUUCAAGUCUCACAACUAAUGAUGAAAUUUGUGCAUUGCUGGUAUUCCUGAAAGACAUGCUGUUCAAAAACAGCGGAAACCCUGAAGUAUUUGCGGAUACAGUUAGUAAAUUUUCAAUAUUGUGUUCGGGUGAAAAAAAUAUGAUAGUAGAAAACGAACUCCAUGAAAGCAUAAGCGAAGGUGGAAUCAUUGAGCAGGUUUUGCGGUUCUUGCGAGAGAAUUCACUGCCCGAACUAUCAGCCAACUGUUUCAAUUUCAUAUCUUUGAUUCUAUUCCGAUUUCCUAAAUUGUUUGCCGAAGAUUCCGUGUAUGCCGAGGGACUUUACGAAGUUCUGUCGAUCAUUAUGUUAGAAAAAGAUUACAUCAAGACAGUGCCAAAAGAGUUGAACAAGUUUACCUUAUAUAUGAAACGCUUGAUUGAAAGACUCUUUCAUAUAAAUCCAAUAAAAACCAUCAAUGUUUUCCACAGUAUAUAUCAGCGAUUAUGUAAAUCAGGUGAUAGAGAGAUGCAACGAUGUUUUCUGGAACAGGUGUUCAGAAGCAUGCCAGUCUUUUACCUUGUUUGUGAAAAAUCGAAGGGGCCUUGUGAUGAAAAACUAGUUGUUCCUAAAUUGUCCGGAGAGUUCGAUUCUAAUUAUGGGCCAAAACUAGUCGAACAAAAAGCCGACUGUGUUUCUAGAGACAACCCUACUUGUUUAAAUUACACUCACUGUAAAAAUACUGCGUUUAUUGGCGAGUUUUGCCUCCAUUGUGCUGAAAAUCCUGAGUUCAGAAGUGAAAUGGAAUUGAAGGCGGAGUUGUCCAUGGAAAGGAGUGCAGUGUACUUUUAUAAAUUGCAGCUUGGAGAACGCGCAGACCGCGAUAAUGAAAUGAAAUUCAAAUGUCAUCGAUUAGAACUUGAAGUUGAGCGUGUGAAUGCUGAGUUAGAGCAAAGAAACCUCGAAAACAGUAAAAUGCGUAAAACGCUGGAAGACCUAGAAACUAAAAACGGGCAAUUUAAUUUGAAAAUGGUAGAGUUACGCGAAGAGUUGUUUUUAGCGAAAGAAUCAUCGGCUAGCUUUGAAAAUCAGACUACAAGAUUAAAAGACGAAUUGAACCACGAAAAGAAAAAAGCUGCAAAUCUUUCAAUAGAAAACGCAAGAAUUAAGGCAAAGAUUUUUGAAUGUUCUGAAAUUCGGAACAAGCUUACGCGAAAAGUAGACUCACAAGCUCUGAUCGAAAGGCAGUUGCAAACUCUGAACAAGGAGUUGUUUCUGAUGAGCGAGAUCCAUCAGAAAUACGAAGAAAAAAUCAGUAAGCUGCAAAUAGAUCAGAGAAGUUCGAACGAAGAUCAACUGACCAUUAACAAUUACAGACGACAAUUGGCAGAGUUGCGGCAGAAAAAUCGAAAGUUGGAACUGAAGCUAGGUUUGAUGGAGGAGAAACAAAAAAACAAGGAGCAAGAUGCUCUUGAAAUUUCAGAAUGCAAAGACGAAAAAUUAAAACUGAUGGAAGAAAAAUAUUCAGGCUUAUUGAAAGAGACUAAAGGUUUUCAACAAGAAUUGAACCGAGUGAGGAAAGAGUUAAUCGAGAAAAGUGCUGAUGUAGAUUUGGCAAAAACUGAAUUGGAACUAUUAAAAACUCAGGAAACUAAAAACACUCGCGAAAAGUGUGUAGGCACUCAGUAGCAUUUGUUAUAUCGCCAUUUCUGAAUAAUGUAUUCUCGUAUAUAGCUGCUCUAUUUUCUGAAUUCACUUUUAUAACUUUGUUCGUUCCUGCAUAGGGAUUUAGACUUCAUAUUGGAAGGCUUCAAUGAUUGGUUUUGUAUUUUUGAGGCCCAUGAAAAAGCUCAAAAGGCUAUUUUGUGUAGAAAUUCACCUGUGGCUGAUGGCUUUCAUAAAACGGCACCCUUUGCAAAUGAUUCAAAUUGUCUAAGAUGGUGUGUUCAAAAUAUAAUGACAAAAUUAGAGGCUUACUGUGA
Symsagittifera roscoffensis is the source of this 2024-nucleotide messenger RNA. RefSeq lists its product as uncharacterized. Lineage: Eukaryota; Metazoa; Xenacoelomorpha; Acoela; Convolutidae. The record is from RefSeq and is a predicted model, not a curated record. The transcript has a single exon. The coding region runs from base 16 to 1731 and encodes 571 amino acids.